AUGGUUGAUGACGACUACCGGAAGGCAAGAAAGUUUGAAAGUGGGUUGCGUGGACCGAUACAAGACCGCGUCAACAUGCUCAAUAUGCCGACGUACGCCGGAGUGCUAGACAAGGCUAUCCUAGCUGAAGCUAACUUGAACCGAUACCAGAGUUCGAGUGAGGGCCAGAGAAAGAGGCAGAAUUAUGAUAAUCGCCGAGUUCCGUUCAGUGCCAAGAAGAAGAUCAAUGUGGACAGUUCCAGCAACUCAAAUCAGGAAGGAGCUGCUAAGCCGUUGUGUACGAGUUGUGGGAAGCUGCAUUUUGGGGUCUGCCGUUGGGCGACAGGGGCUUGCUAUGAGUGUGGCGAGAUAGGCCAUCGUGUGAAAGACUGCCCGAAAGCAAGGACCGAUGAUGGAAAGAGGAAUGGAAGCACCUCGGGCUCUGUGCAGAAGAAUAACAUCGGGGGAAUACAGGCGAGACAGGGCAGAGUUUUCGCACUAGUGCCAGGAGACGCCCAGAAUGCUGAAGCAGUGGUGUCAGGUACCAUUUCAAUUUGUACUCAAGAUGCAUACGUAUUGAUUGAUUCGGGUUCUACGCAUUCAUUUGUAUCUACCUUAUUCGCCGAGAAGUUGGAUAGGGAAUUAGAACCCCUUGAAUAUGUAUUAUCUGUGUCUACUCCAUCUGGGAGAAACAUGAUUGUCGCAUCCAUUUAUAGGGCGUGUGUUGUUAUGAUUGAGGGUGUAGAGUUGUUAGUCGAUUUGAUGCCCUUGAGCAUGACUCAUUUCGAUGUCAUACUGGGGAUGGAUUG
Molecule: messenger RNA, 788 nt
Organism: Camellia sinensis
Lineage: Eukaryota; Viridiplantae; Streptophyta; Magnoliopsida; Ericales; Theaceae
Source: RefSeq, a predicted model, not a curated record